AGCGCUCCGCUCCGCUGGGCUCGAGUGCGCGCCGCGGCCAUGCAGCGCCGGGGCGCCCUGUUCGGUAUGCCGGGCGGCAGCGGCAGCAGGAAGAUGGCUGCAGGAGACAUCGGCGAGCUGCUAGUGCCCCACAUGCCCACGAUCCGUGUGCCCAGGUCCGGGGACAGGGUCUACAAGAACGAGUGCGCCUUCUCCUACGACUCCCCGAAUUCUGAAGGCGGACUCUAUGUAUGCAUGAAUACAUUUUUGGCCUUUGGAAGGGAACACGUGGAAAGACACUUUCGAAAAACUGGACAGAGUGUCUACAUGCACCUGAAGAGACAUGUGCGCGAGAAGGUAAGAGGUGCAUCUGGUGGCGCUUUACCCAAAAGGAGGAAUUCCAAGAUUUUUUUAGAUCUAGAUACUGAUGACGAUUUAAAUAGCGACGAUUAUGAAUAUGAAGAUGAAGCCAAACUUGUUAUAUUCCCAGACCACUAUGAAAUAGCCCUACCAAAUAUUGAGGAGUUACCAGCCCUGGUAACAAUUGCUUGUGAUGCAGUUCUCAGCUCAAAAUCUCCAUACAGAAAGCAGGACCCAGAUACAUGGGAGAAUGAACUGCCAAUGUCGAAAUAUGCCAAUAACCUCACCCAGUUAGACAAUGGAGUCAGAAUUCCUCCAAGUGGCUGGAAGUGUGCCAGGUGCGACCUUCGGGAGAACCUCUGGUUGAACCUGACCGAUGGCUCCGUGCUGUGUGGGAAGUGGUUCUUUGACAGCUCCGGGGGCAACGGGCAUGCGCUGGAGCAUUACAGAGACACAGGCUACCCUCUCGCUGUGAAACUGGGGACCAUCACUCCGGACGGGGCCGAUGUUUAUUCUUUCCAAGAAGAGGAAGCUGUUUUGGACCCUCAUUUGGCCAAGCACUUAGCACAUUUUGGAAUUGACAUGCUUCAUAUGCAUGGGACAGAGAACGGGCUCCAGGACAAUGACAUCAAGCCACGGGUCAGCGAGUGGGAGGUGAUCCAGGAGACGGGGACGAAGCUGAAGCCCAUGUACGGCCCAGGGUACACAGGGCUCAAGAACCUGGGCAACAGCUGCUAUCUCAGCUCCGUGAUGCAGGCCAUCUUCAGCAUCCCAGAGUUCCAGAGAGCGUAUGUAGGAAAUCUUCCAAGAAUAUUUGACUACUCUCCUUUAGAUCCAACGCAAGAUUUCAACACACAGAUGACUAAGUUAGGACAUGGCCUUCUCUCAGGCCAGUAUUCAAAACCUCCCGUGAAGUCUGAGCUCAUUGAACAGGUGAUGAAGGAGGAGCUCAAGCCUCAACAGAAUGGGAUCUCCCCACGCAUGUUUAAGGCCUUUGUGAGCAAGAGCCACCCGGAAUUCUCCUCCAACAGACAGCAGGAUGCCCAGGAGUUUUUCCUGCACCUGGUGAAUCUAGUAGAGAGGAACCGCAUUGGCUCAGAAAACCCAAGUGAUGUUUUUCGGUUUUUGGUGGAAGAGCGGAUUCAGUGCUGUCAGACCCGAAAAGUCCGCUACACAGAGAGAGUGGACUACCUGAUGCAAUUACCUGUGGCCAUGGAGGCGGCAACCAACAAAGAUGAACUGAUCGCCUAUGAACUAACGAGAAGGGAAGCAGAAUCAAACAGAAGACCCCUUCCCGAGUUGGUUCGUGCCAAGAUCCCAUUCAGUGCCUGCCUGCAGGCCUUUUCUGAACCAGAAAAUGUUGAUGAUUUCUGGAGCAGUGCCCUGCAAGCAAAGUCUGCGGGUGUGAAAACAUCUCGCUUUGCCUCAUUCCCUGAAUACUUGGUAGUGCAGAUAAAGAAGUUCACUUUUGGUCUUGACUGGGUUCCCAAAAAAUUUGAUGUUUCUAUUGAUAUGCCAGACCUACUUGAUAUCAACCAUCUCCGAGCCAGGGGGUUGCAACCAGGAGAGGAGGAACUUCCAGACAUCAGCCCCCCAAUAGUGAUUCCUGAUGACUCUAAAGAUCGCCUGAUGACCCAAUUGAUAGACCCAUCAGAUAUUGAUGAGUCAUCGGUGAUGCAGCUGGCUGAGAUGGGCUUCCCUCUAGAAGCGUGUCGGAAGGCUGUGUAUUUUACUGGAAAUAUGGGAGCCGAGGUGGCCUUCAACUGGAUCGUUGUUCAUAUGGAAGAGCCAGAUUUUGCUGAACCGCUGACCAUGCCUGGUUAUGGAGGAGCAGCUUCUGCUGGGGCCUCUGUUUUUGGUGCUACUGGAUUGGAUAACCAACCUCCGGAAGAAACUGUAGCUAUCAUUACCUCCAUGGGAUUCCAUCGAAAUCAGGCUAUUCAGGCCCUGCGAGCAACGAAUAGUAAUCUGGAAAGAGCACUGGAUUGGAUCUUUAGCCACCCUGAGUUUGAGGAGGACAGUGACUUUGUGAUCGAGAUGGAGAAUAACGCCAAUGCGAACAUCGUUUCUGAGGCCAAACCCGAAGGACCUAGAGUCAAGGAUGGAUCUGGAAUGUAUGAAUUAUUUGCGUUCAUCAGUCACAUGGGAACGUCCACAAUGAGUGGCCACUACGUUUGUCACAUUAAAAAGGAAGGAAGAUGGGUGAUCUACAAUGACCACAAAGUUUGUGCCUCAGAAAGGCCCCCUAAAGACCUGGGCUACAUGUACUUUUACCGCAGGAUACCAAGCUAAACCUCAGAUGUACAAAUUGGCCAGAAGAAGCCGUACGCCUUUUUAAUUUGCAAAAAAAAAAAAAAAAAGCAAGAGGUUGGGAUAGCCAGACAUGAGGGAAUACAUGGGGUAUUUAUAGUUUAUUUAAAGAACAUCAUUUGACGCCUUCUAAAAUAGAACUGGGAGGAAAUUUCUAUUAGUGAUGAUACACUACUGUAGAUAGUUUUUCUUUUUAUAAAUGUUUAAGAAGAAGAUGAUUUUAAAAAAGUAUUCAUAUUCCUGGUGGGGGAUCUUCCACUAGCACACUGAAAACAGGAAGUGCCAUCAGACCCCUGUGCUUUGAUUUGGGGGUCAGUGAUAGUGGUCCCCAGAGAAACCAAUAGGGCCAGUUGUGUAGCCUCACCCACCAUAAACAAAAAGCCCACUUUUGUUUCAUAUCGAAAAUCAGUAACUGGGCUGAGCUCUAUUUGUGACAUAAUUUUUUUCAUGACACACAAUAAUUUCUGAUCUCUCCGUGUAUAGAUAAGAACAUCAGCAAUGAAGAUAUUUUUAAUUUAAUCAUAUCAAAAUGCAUAAUACAACUGUAUGAAUGUGUGUGAGAGUGAGACUGAGAGUGUGAGACCAUUAUAGUCAACUAGAAAAGCUGUGACGGGUUGGUUUUUCAAGGUUAAAAUAGUUGGAAAAAGCAAGUAAAUAUUUUAAAGAAACUAUAUCUCAGGAACAGUUAAAAAAAAAUUAGUUCCCCAUUUAGGUUUUCCGGCAUUAGGAGGGCUGUUGUCCCUUGCAGUGCUGUCUAGAAUUCACUUGGAUUUGUGACGUUUGGUGGUAUGAACGCAGAUGCCCCCAGCAGCAGUGUUUUCUCUGCCAAAAGUAGAUGAAUUCUGUAUCUCAGCAGCCCUUCCCACUAAGGCAUAGGCGUGUGUGUUUUUAGUUAAAAUAGCUGAUCUCUUCUUACCAUAACACAUGACAACUCCCUGGAAUCAUUUCAAGUGUCCCAAAUUUGUCCGUAAUUUUCUCAUCCCCCAGCUUGUCGCUUGCUUACAUGUCUCUGUUUUCUGGGGCAGAAUUUCAUCUCUGCCCUUGGCUAAUCACCUCCAGACUUGCCUCCACUGCUUCUCUGCCAUGACCAGUAGUGUGAUCAUCAGCAGUUUAAGGGUUUCAGAUAGAAAGAAACUUGCUAUGAUGCUAUGAAAGACCAUCGUUUCCAUUUUGGCAUUUCAGUAUUUUAGUUGCAACCUGGGAUUUGAUCAGAGUUUCAGAUGUGAUGAAAAAGUGGAACGGCAGUCUCUAAUUUUUCUGCUGCUCUAUACCAAAUGCUAGGGUCUCUGGAGUUUCUAUUUCAGAUUGUGCAGUCAAAUAAAAAAGGACUUAUUGCUGUCUGCUUAACAUGCAUUUGGUUGGUUAGAAAGGAUUUUUCUGGAAGAUGUAGGAAAAUAAAGUAGAACCAACGGGGUGAAAUAUAGCACAGAAUUUCACAAUUCUGUAAAUCCAGAAACUGAAUUAUGUGUUGUGUGUUAUGAACAGUCAGGAUUCUGGUGAUGAUGGGGGCCCUUCUCAUGGGAGAUCUGUUAGGCUUGUGAGCGAAGGAUGCAGAGCCUGUGGCCUGGGGACCUGGGUUAUGUCCAUGGCUGGGCGAGUCUCCUCAUCCCCCUGUGUCUCACUUCCCUUCUCCACACAAUGGUGUGAUGACUCUGCCCUUCCUUUCCGGGUGCACUUUGAGAAUGUGGUGAGAAUCUGAUACGCUGACCCUCUGAAGAGCAGCAGGCGUGUGGGGCCAGCGUGGCUGGUAGAGAGUGCCUCUCUUCUCUCCUGAUGUUUCUUCAGUUUGGGAACAAAUGAGAUUGGCAGAGGGAGGGAGCUCAUGGUGCAGUAACUCUCUACUGAACUGCCCACUGGGGUCACCUUUUCACAUCGUCUCAGACAUCCCAAAGUAGCCCCACUGGGUGACACAAGUCCCUGACUCUCCCAGAAACCUCCACACUGAUCAGCCUUACAAAAUCCAGUCUCCUUAGGGCUGAGGAUCAUAGAAUAAUGAACACACAUGAAACUGAUUUGACUGCAGUUACAAAGUGAAGGCCCUUCCUGGGGGGUGGGAGGGUAACUGGGGCUUUGGAUUGAAAUGUGGACAAAAAUAGCAUGUGUAUUCUGAACAAAUUAAAAAAAAUUUAUAAUAAAACUUUGCAGAAUGAAUGGUUUCAAGCCAGUAUGUAUAGUUACAGGCUACACAUUAUUUAAUUCAUGAAGUAGAAAAAGAGAUUCAGCCCUUUUGAUACCUAAACACAUCAUAAGAAAGUGGAAUAUGGCUGCCUUUUUUUUCUGCCUCACAAAACAAAGGGCUAUUUAUACAAGGCAAAGUUUUGUAUAUGUGUUCUUUAUUUCAGAUUGUGAGUUGGGGAAAACUGAAGCAAAUAUCAGUCUUCUUUCAUGCUUAUAAAUGUAUUAAUAUGUAUAUCUUAAUAUGUUCAAGGCAGGCCUACCUGGAAUCAGAGUAUGGAAUAUACUGCUUAAUUUUAUACAUGUAUGUAGGUGUGAUGAUUUAUGACUGAAAACUGGAAUAAUGUAUUUUGUCAACUGGUCAUCAACCUGUUAGGAGUCUUCUCUGUCUUAGGCGGUGGUGUAAUUGUGAAAUUCUCACUUUGUGUGUGUGUAUGUGAAAGAGAGCACUUUCUUCCUGUAAAUAUCUUUUGAUACCCAUCUAUGUAAAAUCCUGAUGAAUGUGUCUUGAAAUGUACAGCGUAUCAAGGUUCUUGUUUUGUUAGUUAAUCUAAAUGCCCACAUAACUCAUCAGAAAUCCAGUUUAAUUCAUAUUGGGAUUCUUUUUUCGAGGGGAGAAGAAGUGUGCAAACAAAACUAUUAGGAAGAGUCCCAUAUGAAUGCCAUUUUAUGUCAACAUUGCUUUAAUAUUUUGAAUUGACUUGCUGUUUUCUCCCACCUACGAGAGAAUGUGCCUGCCAUUCCCCUGUGCUCACUGUGGGCUGUAGGGAGUAGCCUGUUCCUCCCCAUAGCAUCUGUUCCUUUGACCUGAACUGGAUGAAGCCUUACCUGCAAUCUGGUGAGAGCACCUGGAUUUGUAGCACGACUCUGCUGCUAAGUGACAUGGGGCCGAGUUGCUUUAUCUCCCCGGCCCUUUUUCCUUAAAAUGAGUGGGUUAGACCAGCUAAGCUCAGGAGUCCAUUUCUGCCCUAGCAUUCAAUUCUAUUUUUAUUUUCCUACAGUUGGUACUAUGGUCAGACAUGUGAGAUGCAAGGGCACAUAGAGGUUAGAUGUUGUUUCUGGUUAAUAGCUCACACACUCCACUUUUGAACUUGUCUCGUUUUUAGUGUCCCCAUCCCAAAUUCUAGUCCCAGUUUCUUGGGUAAUCACUUUAAUUAUCCAAUUUUUUUUUUCUCUCCAUUUCCCAGUUGGUCUUUUGUUACCUUUACCUUCUUCCUCAAAGAUGAAAAAUCUGCUUUACAGCACAUCUUGCCCUGAAAAACAUCAGAACUGCCUUCAGCUAACUCUGUAACCUUUAUGGAAUAUUAUCUUAUUUUAAUUCAGUUAUAGCUGCGAUCCUCAAGUAAGUUUUUCUACCACACAAAUGAUGUCUUUUUAUCUGGUAGGCAUCAUGGUUGCUACAUCACAUCAUCCGUGUGGGGAGAUGGCUGGGGUUGGGAGCAGGAUGGGGGGACAGGGUUAGAUAAGUUGUGAUUCUAUGCUUUACCUAAGGUCGAAAAUUCUAGGUUACAGAACAAGCUUCUUUACCCUUAAGUUGGUGUAUAAGAUCAGCCAGGCAGUGCCACAGAGAUUUCCUACUCAGUAGAUAAUCCUGAAAGCGUUUGUGUUAUGAUUCUGUAGACCCAUGUGAUUCAACACAGCUGUCCAUGGCCACAUGUGACUCAUGACUGGAAAUGCGGCCUGUCCACAAUGAGGUGGUGCUGUAAACAGAAAAUGCAUACCAGAUUUGGAAGGCUUAAUACCAGAAAGAAUGCAAAAUAUUGCAUCAUAUUUUAUACUAUGUGCUAAAAUGACAGUAUUUUAGACAUAUCAAGAUAUUGAUAAAGUUUCACUCUAAUCUUUUUUAAAUGUGGCUACCAAAAAAGAUUGAAAUUAGACGCGUGUUGUACUUCUGUUGGACAAUGCUCCUCUAGGCCAGGUGCUGUGGGGAGGUAGUAGAGAUCAUGUAGGCAUAAAAGGUAAUUCUGCAAAGCAUCCAUAGAGAAGCAGCACAAACAUUUUCAUUGGAGUCGGGAGCACUGUGAGGUACAGAAUGCCUUCUAGAAAGCAGAUUUUUCUACCUAAGAACCAAUAUAUGUAUAUAGAAGACCCCAAAUGAAAACCAGAAACACAUGAGCCCAAACUCUGUUCCUUCAGUUUUGCCUAAAAGCUGCUGACUUUGUGUUUCUUUUUAAAGCAUCUUCCAGGUGCCAAGGAUAUUAGCCACAUGAGGGUGUUGGGCAGAUUUGUUUCACUUUGGGCAACAUUCUCUUGUGGUUUCCCCUCCCCAGGUAUUGUUUUCUUCUGUUCAGAGCUGGGCAUGUUGAAAUAAAUGUGCAAAUCUGGACGCUCCUCCUGGCCUCUGCGGAGGCUGAGCCUGUGACCUGCACCCAUCUGCUCGGCAGGUUUCGAUGUUGGUUCCUGAAAAGAGUUGGUGUUUCUUUUGCACUAGUCACAGUUGUUGUUUGAAAUAUCUCAAAUGUUUUGGGAGACUAUUUGCCUGUGAUGGAAAGAGAGAUGGAUGAUUUAUUGCUUCACUUCUUUUAAAAUUAAAAGCUAUUCUCACAAUC
Molecule: messenger RNA, 7373 nt
Organism: Dama dama (fallow deer)
Lineage: Eukaryota; Metazoa; Chordata; Mammalia; Artiodactyla; Cervidae
Gene: USP13
Product: ubiquitin specific peptidase 13
Exons: 21
Coding region: 40-2631 (863 amino acids)
Biological process (GO): protein deubiquitination
Molecular function (GO): zinc ion binding; cysteine-type deubiquitinase activity; protein binding
Source: RefSeq, a predicted model, not a curated record